AUACAUUACAUUGACACAAAAUCCUUCAUCAGCAAUUUUUUGCGAAAAAAUUCUCCACAAUUCCGCAAAAUCUCUUCUAAUUUUGGCAAAAGUUUCCUAUGGCUUCCACAAGUUCUACUUCUACUUUCAUCCCAGAAUGGAAUUAUGAUGUUUUCUUGAGUUUUAGAGGCGAAGACACCCGAUUCAAUUUCACUGAUCACUUGUAUGCAAAUUUGAUUCGAAGAGGUAUUCAUACCUUUAGAGAUGAUUCACUUAAGAGAGGGGAAGAGAUUGCACCUGAACUCCUUAAAGCUAUUGAAGAAUCAAGGUUUUCCCUUGUAGUUUUCUCGGAAAACUAUGCUCGUUCAAGAUGGUGUUUAGAUGAGCUGUUGAAGAUCAUGAAAUGCAGGAAAGAAAUGAAACAAACUGUGGUACCGAUUUUCUACCAUGUGGAUCCAUCCCAUGUACGGCACCAGACAGAAGGGUUUGGAGAGGUAUUUUCCAAUUGCAAAGAAGAUACAGAGGAGAUGAAAGAGAAGCUGCAAAGUUGGAGGAGUGCAUUGACAGAAGCAGCCAAUAUAUCUGGAGAGCAUGUGAAGGAUGGGUAUGAGUCUGAGCAUAUUAAGAAAAUCGUCAACAACAUAUUCAUGAAAUUGAAUUGUAGAAUGUUUGAUGUUGGUGCCAACUUAGUUGGUAUGGAUUCCCGUGUUAAUGAGAUAAUUCGACGGCUAUGUGUUGAUCAAUUGAAUGAUGUUCGCAUAAUCGGUAUAUGUGGAAUAGGCGGAAUGGGUAAGACGACUAUCGCCAAAGUUGUAUACGAUAAAUUUUCUCAUGAAUUUGAGUAUAUGAGCUUUCUUGAAAAUGUUAGAGCAGUUUGCAACACUAUGGGUUUGCACCAUUUACAAAAUCAACUUCUUUGUGAUUUACUUGAGGUGGAGAGAAAUCAAAACAUUAGCAAUGUUGGCCAAGGAGCCAAUAUGAUAAAAAAUGUUCUCCGAUUUAAAAGAGUUUUUAUUGUUCAUGAUGACAUUGAUGAUUCAGAUCAAUUAGAAUAUUUACUCAGAAAUCGUGAUUGGCUUGGAAAAGGAAGCAGAGUCAUCAUUACAACUAGAAGUAAACAUUUGUUGCAAGAAAUGGAUGAUGUAUAUGAGGUUGAGGAAUUAAAUUUUGAACAAGCUCAUGAGCUUUUUAGUCUCUAUGCUUUUAGACAAAAUCUUCCUAAACAAGACUUCAUCCACCACAAUGUGCCUAUGUUGGUGGAUCAUCAAAGAGGCCAUGAUGAUGCUGGGGAAAACCAAGCAGAUGAUCAGGAACCACACCCUAAAGAUUGAGAGCAUCCAGCACUGAUCUCAAGCUUUAAGCUCCAUUGCCAGGUGCACUUGCUAGAAAAGUCCUCUUUAUAUUCCACCAUCUCUCUAUUUUAGUUGUUCAUUCAAGCCCUCAUGGAAACUUAUUGGUAAGCCAUCUUCCUCCCCCUUCUUAAUUACUUUAAGAUAUGUGCGGACUAUAUAACACCAUACAAUUUUUACUAAGUAUUUAUCAUCAAUAUAAGAAUAUAUUGCUUUCUUUUCUAUUUUAUAAUAAAAUACAAAUCCUUUAAAAGGUCUUUUCACUACAUCAUGAAAGGGUAAUGUUGAGUUUGUUACGCCAACAAAAACUCUUAUAUCAUUUAUUGGGCUAGUGGAAGUCUUAAUGAAAAUACACGAAUGAAAGAGCACAAAAAUAAAGAUAAUUCAUGUAUAAAGGUACACAAAGUUUUAGUAUGAUUCAAUCAACCAUAUCUACACCUAUAAAUGAGAGAUAACAUUCCACCAUACAAUAAAAAAAAAUAUUACAAAUAGUAAAAACAGAUGCAACGACUAGGUUACUAAACAUCCAUCAUUUUCCAGUCUUUGUAUCUAUAGUUUAAGCCGUGAGCACUCUUACUUCAUUAGUUGUCUUUCACUCUUCCUCUCAUUUCUAUCUCCAUCUCAUAUCAUAACUUUUUUCCUCCACAUCACCUAAAAUGUUUAGAGAGAUAUUCCUACUAGGUUUCUUUAUUCUAUAAAGAAUUUUAUUACAACCACAUAUGAACUUAGAAAAUAUUCUACAUAAUAUUAUUUUCACAACAAGGAAUAUAUAACAACUAGGAAUUUGAGGCACUUCUCAAUAUAAUUCAUCUUAAAUAUUAGUCAUUUUACAAUUUUGAGUUUGGAAAUCCAAACCUUAAUGCCUAAAACUUGAUUUUUUUUUUAUUUUUUAUUUUAAGAUUAGCUAAACACUUAGUUUUAGAAACUCAUAUUUAGAAUAAAUUAUAAUUAAACUUAAAUAGUGAAGAACAUAUGCAUCCUAUAACUCAAAUUUGGAAUGCAUUCAAUUUAUUGUUGAUUUUGAUUUGCAUAUUUCAAGCAUUUCUUGUUUUUAAUCAUUUAAAAGCUCUACCUCUACCUAGAAUGUCUCCAAAUGCAUGGUGUCCUCACAGUUGUAAUUGUAAGUCAUCUUCAUUUCUCCUUCAAGUCUAUAUAACAAAGGGAUUGGGGUUGCUUAAAUUCUUAGCUGUAGCUUCAAUGUCUUAUUAUUAUUAUUAUUAUUAUCUUGUGAUUAAACAAAUCUUGAGACAAUCCAAAACCAUUAUUCUACGUACAGGUGCUUGGUACAACAACUAAAGAAUCAAUGUUGACUUAGCGGCACCAUGGCUGGAGCACCUUGCUGCCCUUCUACCACCAUGAGAACCACUGCACUGCCAUUCUUGAAGCCAAAUUUGCCACCAUUUAGUCGAGUAAUCCCCACUGUGAUGUUGAUACGAUGCACUUAUUUUGUAACAGGGUGUACUUAUUUUUCAGCAUGCAUGAUGCAUUCGUAACCAGCAUCCUUUGAUGUAAAAUGAGACAUGACAACUCCAUACAUGCCUAAGCGAGGAAAACUGAAAGGUCAUGUAAUACCCUAUAUGGAAACCAUGAAUGUGAAAACUUUUCUAUCAAA
Molecule: messenger RNA, 2940 nt
Organism: Vitis riparia (riverbank grape)
Lineage: Eukaryota; Viridiplantae; Streptophyta; Magnoliopsida; Vitales; Vitaceae
Product: disease resistance protein RUN1-like
Exons: 3
Coding region: 99-1310 (403 amino acids)
Biological process (GO): signal transduction; defense response
Molecular function (GO): ADP binding
Source: RefSeq, a predicted model, not a curated record